ACAAUAAACUAGCUGAAGUCUGGAGUAAAAGGUUCAUGAAGAAUGGAAACUGCCAUUUUCUGGAGAGAGAUUUGGACACCGUAUGGAAUACUCAGAAUAUCAUGCUUCUGGAUUUGGCUAUUCUGAGGCUAAAUUGAUAUACCACCUAGCACAGCAUCUCACUGGAUGAACAUAGCAUUUCCUAAAGAAAUAUGAGCCUAACAGGAAGGUGUUAUUGACUCUGCAUUAAAUUUCAACUUGUCCCCUGAACAGCCUCAGGAUUUGGAAGCUGAAUCAAUGUUAUCAGAUGAGUUAGAAUCCAAACCAGAGCUCCUGGUACAGUUUGUUCAGAAUACCUCUAUCCCACUGGGACAAGGGCUAGUGGAAUCAGAAGCUAAAGACAUUACUUGCUUGUCCCUCCUUCCAGUGACUGAGGCUUCAGAAUGCAGCCGGCUAAUGUUACCAGAUGAUACUUCAAAUCAUACUAACUCUUCCAAAGAGGUCCCUUCCUCAGCUGUGUUGAGAAGCCUUCAGGUGAAUGUGGGCCCAGACGGAGAGGAGACCAGGGCUCAGACUGUACAGAAGUCCCCGGAGUUUUUGUCGACUCAGGAGUCUCCUAACUUGUUGCAAGAUCUACAGCCAAGCGAUAGCACCUCUUUUAUUCUACUUAACCUCACCAGAGCAGGUCUGGGCUCUUCAGCUGAGCACUUAGUAUUUGUACAAGAUGAGGCAGAGGAUUCAGGAAAUGAUUUCCUCUCCAGUGAAAGCUCAGACAGCAGCAUUCCAUGGUUCCUCCGGGUUCAAGAGUUGGCCCAUGACAGUUUGAUAGCUGCCACUCGUGCACAGCUCGCGAAGAGUGCAAAAACCAACAGCAAUGGGGAAAUUGUCCACCUUGGUUCUGGUGAAGGGCAACCCAAAGACUCGGGGCCCCUCCCUCCAGUGGAGAAGAAGCUCAAGUGCACAGUGGAAGGCUGUGACCGGACCUUUGUGUGGCCAGCUCACUUCAAGUACCACCUCAAAACUCACCGAAAUGACCGCUCCUUCAUCUGCCCUGCAGAAGGUUGUGGGAAAAGCUUCUAUGUGCUACAGAGGCUGAAGGUGCACAUGAGGACCCACAAUGGGGAGAAGCCCUUUAUGUGCCCUGAGGCCAGCUGUGGUAAGCAGUUUACUACAGCUGGAAACCUGAAGAACCACCUACGCAUCCACACAGGAGAGAAACCGUUCCUCUGUGAAGCCCAAGGGUGUGGCCGUUCCUUUGCUGAGUACUCUAGUCUCCGCAAACAUCUGGUGGUUCACUCAGGAGAGAAGCCUCAUCAAUGCCAAGUGUGCGGGAAGACCUUCUCUCAGAGUGGGAGCAGGAAUGUGCACAUGAGAAAGCAUCACCUACAGAUGGGAGCCGCGGGGAGUCAGGAACAGGAGCAAACCGCGGAGCCACUGAUGGGCAGCAGUUUGCUUGAAGAGGCCUCAGUUCCCAGUAAAAACCUGGUGUCUAUGAAUUCCCAGCCCAGCCUUGGUGGAGAGCCCUUGAACCUACCAAAUACCAGUUCUAUUCUGGGAGUUGAUGAUGAGGUGCUUGCUGAAGGAUCCCCACAGCCCCUGUCUUCAGUGCCUGAUGUGACCCAUCACUUGGUGACCAUGCCAUCAGGGAGGCAGUCAUAUGAGGUUUCUGUCCUCACUGCAGUAAAUCCACAGGAGUUACUAAACCAAGGAGAUUUAACUGAAAGACGGACAUGAGUGUGGGCGCUGAUUCCGGAAGAGCAACUCUGUCUGGUCCCAGAGAGCUCACAGUGGGAAUAGGAUGCUGACGGAUCAUGGACUGCCAGAACCAAAAUGUAUCUGUGAAGGACAGAAGUCCGCUUUUGCCUCUGUUCGUCUUCCUUGGCACACAGGACGAAUGUCAGAAGGCUUCUCGUCAAACUGCCAUCUGCCCCAGCGAAGGAACGAAGCAGUGGGUCUCCAUCUUUGACUAACUAUACCCGCCUCUUGUCUCACUGCGAAAUUUUGUGAUGGACUUCUCCCAAAAGUGAAUUUGGUUAGGCCUUGGCUCAAAUUUCUGACUGGUGAGGGGAAAUUUUCCUUUGAUUGAAGCCUCAACUGUCUUUUCAAAUGGAGCAACUAAAGUCUUGCUGCUGCAAACCAUAAACUUCCAGGAAGAUGAGCUUUCAAGAUGCCUUGUUGCUUUGGAGAAGGGAGUCAAGGUGUGACGUUCUCCCUUUAGCAACCUGAGUACAAGACUCUCUGCCACUGGGCUGCAAACAAAGGAAUUACUUGAAUCCUCCCUUGGCCCAGGGCCAGGGUUUCUCUUUUGACCUCUACACCCGGACUAGGUCACUUUGCUUUCCUUCGGUUAUGGAGUAUAGUAAGUAGCAUGUUCAGACAUUUUGUUAUGCUUUGUUUUAAUUUAAAAUGAUUAAGAAGCUUCGAUUGUUUUCCCUUUAAAUAAACAAAACAGCCCAGUCA
Molecule: messenger RNA, 2439 nt
Organism: Echinops telfairi (small Madagascar hedgehog)
Lineage: Eukaryota; Metazoa; Chordata; Mammalia; Afrosoricida; Tenrecidae
Gene: ZNF410
Product: zinc finger protein 410
Exons: 12
Coding region: 277-1713 (478 amino acids)
Biological process (GO): regulation of transcription by RNA polymerase II; central nervous system development
Cellular component (GO): nucleus; transcription regulator complex; PcG protein complex
Molecular function (GO): RNA polymerase II cis-regulatory region sequence-specific DNA binding; DNA-binding transcription factor activity, RNA polymerase II-specific
Source: RefSeq, a predicted model, not a curated record